Molecule: messenger RNA, 3144 nt
Organism: Penicillium alfredii
Lineage: Eukaryota; Fungi; Ascomycota; Eurotiomycetes; Eurotiales; Aspergillaceae
Exons: 2
Coding region: 1-3144 (1047 amino acids)
Source: RefSeq, a predicted model, not a curated record
AUGGUUGCCAGUGGCAAGAAGGCCAAGGCCAAGGAUAAGAAUGGCAAGGCCGGAGCAAAGCAGAAGAUUAAGAAGGGGAAAGGCCCUGAAGUGACCGACAACCAGACAACUACGAUUGAAUCUCCUGCUCCUACCAGCCCAGAACUCCCGGCACAGGAUCAAGAAGAACAAAAACAGCCCGAGCCUGUGGUUGAACAGAACCCGCCUGUGGAGGCUAAGGAGCCAUCAAUCUCAGCAGCCGGCCAUGACGAGUGUGGUACUGCGCCGCUAGCCAGUCCCGACUCCAACUCGAAUCAACAACCCCUCGUCACGGACACCCAGCCUGACAACGAACCCUCCGAGCAGCACGUCUUGACCCAACCAGACUCGUCUGAGUCGUCUGGUGAAUGUGCUGAAGAAACGCAAACACCUAACGAGCAAAGCACUCCAGCCCAACAGAAACCAUCAGCAGAGGCAAAAGAGCCACCAACCCCUCCAGCCGAGCCCAAAGAGAGAACGCCAGUUGCAUCACCGAUUGCUCCAUUCUCCCCAGUCCCGGCUCUGGUGCCAUUGCCAUCGCCAUCGCUGACCGAGGCACGGUUUAUGUCAAGUCCUCCACCAGAGAAUCUUUUCUAUCAUCCUGUGUCGCCUGGGUUUAUGCCAUACGCCUCACCAGUGCCCAAAGUCAGCAGUCCACUUGCCCGUACUCAUAUUCCUUAUAUGUCGCCAACCAUGUCGCCAACCGCAACUCCUCCACCACCGGCCCCAGCAGCCCCGCCAAUGUCAAUGGCUUAUGCGGCACCACCAUCAACGGCCCCGAGCUUUGCAACUGCGGUUAAUUCUCCAGUGAUGAGCUCUGCGGGGGUUGUACCCCCAUAUGCCCCCUAUGUGCGCCAUCCGCCGCCAGAGCCACAUUUCAUGUCCCGCAGCUACAGUAUUCCAGACCCAUCUUAUGCCGCGUCAUUCCAAGCUAUCCGAGAGCUAUCGAUGAAUCAUGGUCAGCCACAUGAGAAUGGGACUAUGUCGCCCCCGGAAAAUGACAAUGAACACAUUGAACUUCUUCAAAGAAUUCAAUCUGCAAUUCCGGACAUUAAUCGUUUACUGAAUGGGUUUAAAACUACUCACACCAAGCUGUCAAGUCGCGAGGCAGAGAUGAAGCAGAUCGGGAAUCAACAUGAACAAGCUCUAAUGCACAAGGACUUCUACAUCGAAGCCCUGCAAGCUCAAAUGAAGAAGACGGCCAACGAGAGUGCCGAAGAGUGCGCCAAGCUAAAGAACACGAUCAACGAGCUUCGACUCGAGCUCGGAAACCUGCAAGAAAAGCAGAAGGAUCUUGAAGAUGGCUUGGCGGUCCAUCAAAAGUCCAACGAGGAGCUCUCGCAGACCAAGGUCGAGCUUGAGGAACAGAUCAGCACGUUAAACACCAACAUCCAAGACGCCCGCGAUGCCCACGAGAAAGACCAGGAAAAGCAAAAGGAGGAGCACACUCAAGCUCUUGCGGCACAGAAGCAGGAGCUGACGGAACUGUUUGAAGAAAUCAAGAACGAGGACGAGAAGGCGGCCGCCGAGACGCUGGAAACGCGCGAGAAGGAAUUGGUUGAUCAACACCAGUCCAGCAAGAAUGGAUGGGACCAGGAGAAGACCAGUCUCCAGGAGCUACUGGAGACCGAGCGCAGCCAACUCGAGGCUAUUAAGGCCGAGCUGGCAUCGAAAAUCAAUACGCUGGAAUCCAAGGAGGCCGAGCUGGCCGAGAAGCUGGCCGAACUCGGCUCGAUUCGCGACGAGCUGGCAGCCAAGCUAGCGGAGCUGGAGGAAAAACAAAAGGAAAUGGAAAGCUUGCGACACUCCCACGACGAACAACUUGCUGCAGCCGCCAAAGAACUCGACGAAAAAAUCGCCGCGUUGGAAGCGCACUUCAGCGAGAAAGAACAACACUGGGCUGAGGAGCGGGCCGCCUUGGAAAGACAACUUGCCGACAAAAACAGCGAACUCUCUAGCUCGGAGCGAGAGAAGGAGAGGCUCGAGGGAGAUGGAGUCGUCAAGGAGCAGCAACUACAACGUGCAGUGGAUGAGAUGCGAUCGACGAUUGACCAUCUGGACCACGACUGCGACAGGCUGAGGAAAACCCUGCACAGCCUGGGGAGGCCACUGACCUCAAGAGCACCAAGGGCGAUCAAUUCUUCACCUCUUUUCUUCUUUUUUAGUCUGGACUGUUUCACGCAGCUCUCGCAUCUGAUCCACGAUCUUGCCAAAGAGCAUUUCGCAUACCUCCCGAUCGACCCUCCCAAAGACAUCCUAUCCAAGAUUCCGGCAGAGCUACCAUACUUCCUGGACAACACGCCAGCAUCGCGCGAGUUGCGCUGCGCGUACGUCGAGCACGUCGUAUCCAAGACGCUGACCUACCGGGUGUUUCAGCCCUUCCUGUUCACCCUGGGCCGGCGGUACGACAAGGCAGACACGUUCUUCCAAAUGCUGUCGAUGGACAUCCGACGUAAAUCAGUGCGGCGCGAAGCGUUUUGGCGACAGCAGACCCUCAAAGCCGCCUACACCACCUCCGACGCCAAGCAAUCGAUCAACGUCGCCGCCGCGGUGAUCGUCGACGAGAUCAUCGACCAUAUCAAACACUUUGCCGAUCCGAAGCACCUGGACUCGCUCCUGACCGGCGUCCGAAAGAUCGUCAAACUCGCCGCCGAAACCUGGCGCCACGCCCGGGUUGAGCGCGAGCUUGUGCUCGCCAUGUUUCCGGCCCCGGAUGCGGAGAGCGUGUCCAACGAGGGAUGGCUCGAGUAUGGAGUGAUGAAAGAGGCUCCCUCGGCCCCCACGGCCGAUCCCAGUCGUCACGUCGUGCUCCGCACCUUCCCGCGCGUUUUGCGAGAGGCCGCCCAUGAGGACUUUGCCAGUGGUAAGGAGCGAGCUAGCCAAUGCAUCUAUUCGCCUGGUAUUGUCCUCUACUCGGAUUCUGCGGUAGUCUUGGCGCGACUCCAGGAACUGGCUAAGACGUCUACGGACACGCUCGUUGCUGAGGAUAGCCCGGCUAAGCCAUUGAAGAAUUCUCGGGAAAGUCUGGCUCUCAAGGGGAUUGAGAAACUUGCUGCACCGACCAAGCUGGUGGUUCAGUCGGCACCCACGAGUCCGAGUGCCAAGGGCCCAUUGCUGCGGACGUGA